AUGGGUAUACCGGAAUCCUACUCCCCUUUUUCUCUUACCGUCAGGAAUCUCAUCCAGCUCAUUGAAAUCAUCCUGCUGUGGGUCUCUGUGAUCAUACAAAAGAGUCAGCUCUCGCUCUGGAAUGCUGAGCGAGAGCUGCGCUACGCGAGGGUGUCGGACGCCGUUUCUCGUUUUCAUCAUAUAGAUAACAGCCGUGCUGCAAAGAUCGUCAACGUACCUAAAAACCGAAGAACCUUCUGUAAGAAGUGUGGCAAGCAUCAGCCUCACAAAGUGGCACAGUAUAAGAAGGGCAAGGAUUCUUUGUAUGCCCAGGGAAAGAGGCGCUAUGAUCGGAAGCAGAGUGGCUAUGGUGGGCAGACAAAGCCAAUUUUCCGGAAGAAGGCUAAGACCACGAAGAAGAUUGUGCUAAGGCUGGAAUGUAUUGAGCCUAACUGCAGAUCCAAGAGGAUGCUGGCCAUUAAGAGAUGCAAGCAUUUUGAACUAGGAGGAGAUAAGAAGAGAAAGGGCCAAGUGAUCCAGUUCUAAACUUUGGGAUAUUUUUCUUCUGAUUUUGAAGAGAAAAUGUUG
Molecule: messenger RNA, 567 nt
Organism: Rhinopithecus roxellana (golden snub-nosed monkey)
Lineage: Eukaryota; Metazoa; Chordata; Mammalia; Primates; Cercopithecidae
Product: 60S ribosomal protein L36a-like
Exons: 3
Coding region: 1-525 (174 amino acids)
Biological process (GO): translation
Cellular component (GO): ribosome; cytosolic large ribosomal subunit
Molecular function (GO): structural constituent of ribosome
Source: RefSeq, a predicted model, not a curated record